Messenger RNA from Eurytemora carolleeae, 946 nucleotides. RefSeq lists its product as uncharacterized. The transcript has 6 exons. The record is from RefSeq and is a predicted model, not a curated record. Lineage: Eukaryota; Metazoa; Arthropoda; Copepoda; Calanoida; Temoridae. The coding region runs from base 190 to 732 and encodes 180 amino acids.
AAAAAAUCAACGAGAAAUACUAAUGAAAAUAGGUUACUAUCCUGUUACUAUAGAUCAUGAUUGAUGAUGAGGCUAGUUGUUGAGUAAAAUAUUAAGGUUGUAAGUUCUCUUCUGUGUGUAGUGCUAGGUCGACCUAAUGAACCUAAUGGACCAAAUGUUCAGACUGAACAAGAUCUUGAGGGAUUUAAAAUGAAGAGUUUUGAUGAAUUGUUUGCUUUAAACCAAGCAGCUGCAGGUCGUCUUCAAGCAGUUGCUGAACCAGCUGUACCUGCUCUAACUCCAGCUGUUGCUGACCCAGUCGCUCCAGUAGUAGCUGCUGUAACUGGAGCAGCUGUUAUACCGCCAGCAUUAAGGAAGGAAGGUAGAUCCCUGGCUUCAGGUUGGUCAACCCAAGCCUCUACAGUUCCUGGCAGGUUUUCAUACGUUGUCAACUCUGUUCAUCCAGUUCCUGAGGAGAAGCCAGUACAACCUAAUUACAAUCAAGAACCAGUGGAAGAGUUUGAUCCAUUUAUAUCUGUGAAAUCAAACAACAACGUUGAAUAUCCUCUUUCUACUGUUGGAUUUAGAUUGAGAGGAAACUUUGGAUAUUAUGGAUACUCUCAAUACUCUGGAUACAAUGGAUACCCUGGAAGCCCUGGAUACUCUAGAUACUAUGGAUAUCCUGAAUUCACUGGAUUCCGUGGAUACCCCGGAUACACUGGAUACCCUGGAUUUGGUGCAAUUCGUUGGUAAAACUGCGAAACUGUCAUAGAAUAAUCUGCACAACUCUACCACUGUACAUGGUUCAACCCUACCCAUGCAAACAACAUCACAUGGUACAAACCUAACCAUGUACAUGAUACAAACCAAUCAACCCUGCCUUAUUCAUGCAAAUCUGCUUGUAAUGCAAUAAAACAUUAUUAUGAAAAUCAAUUUUUAGAUCUUGAAAUAUAUCUAUAUAUCUAUA